Notechis scutatus (mainland tiger snake) is the source of this 3821-nucleotide messenger RNA. It is a transcript of the gene PPFIA4, whose product is annotated as PPFI scaffold protein A4. Gene Ontology annotation, molecular function: protein binding. The record is from RefSeq and is a predicted model, not a curated record. Gene Ontology annotation, biological process: synapse organization. Lineage: Eukaryota; Metazoa; Chordata; Lepidosauria; Squamata; Elapidae. Gene Ontology annotation, cellular component: presynaptic active zone.
CCAUGUGACCUUAACUUGCUGUUUCUACUGCCUUAAGAGGCAUUCUAGGGAGAUUUCCUUGGCAAUUCAAGUUCUUCCUCUAGCACAGGCAAUUUGCAAAGUAUUGCCAUGAUGUGUGAGGUAAUGCCUACCAUUAGUGAGGGUGACCCCUUAGGGCCACAGCCAGGCUCUGAUUCUGAUGCCAACUUUGAACAGCUGAUGGUGAACAUGCUUGAUGAGAGGGAUAAACUGCUAGAGACUCUUCGGGAAACACGUGAGACACUAUCUGUGACUCAGGGCCGGCUGCAAGAGACUUUCCAUGAACGAGACCAAUUGCAGAGACAGUUAAACUCUGCUCUACCUCAGGAAUUUGCAACAUUGACCAGGGAACUCAAUGCAUGUCGAGAACAGCUGUUGGAAAGGGAAGAGGAAAUCUCUGAGCUGAAAGCAGAACGCAAUAAUACGCGGCUUUUGUUGGAGCACUUGGAGUGCCUGGUCUCAAGGCAUGAACGCUCUCUGAGGAUGACAGUAGUAAAGCGGCAAGCUCAGUCUCCGUCAGGUGUCUCCAGUGAGGUUGAAGUUCUGAAGGCCCUGAAGUCUUUAUUUGAACAUCAUAAAGCAUUGGAUGAGAAGGUAAGAGAACGCCUGAGAGCAGCACUGGAACGAGUAGCAACACUAGAAGAACAGCUGUCCAGUGCCCACCAGCAAGUAAAUGCUCUUCAGCAAGGAUCUUCCCAAAGGGAAGCACCUGUAGGGGAAGAUGAAAAAAGGACUGAGGGCAAAGAAUCUGGACAAAAAGUACUUUGGAAGAGACUCCCUAAUGGCUCUAUACACCCAGAUGAUGGGGCAAGUCAGAUUGUGGAAUUGCAGGAGCUUCUAGAGAAACAAAACUUUGAACUAGCACAAGCUAAAGAACGGUUAGCCGGUCUGGCUGCCAGUGUUUCUGAGCUUGAGGAAGAUCUAAGCACAGCCAGGAGGGACCUCAUCAAAUCUGAAGAAAUGAGCAGCAAGUACCAGAGGGACCUACGAGAGGCUUUGGCACAAAAAGAAGACAUGGAGGAGAGAAUAACCACCCUAGAGAAACGCUAUCUGGCAGCCCAGAGAGAAGCAACUUCCAUUCAUGACCUUAAUGACAAGUUGGAGAAUGAGCUUGCCAAUAAAGACUCUCUCCAUCGUCAGUGUGAAGAGAAGGCCAGGCAUCUUCAGGAGCUUCUGGAGCUGGCGGAGCAGAAACUGCAGCAGACAAUGAGGAAAGCUGAGACUUUGCCUGAGGUGGAAGCUGAGCUAGCUCAAAGAAUAGCAGCUCUUACCAAGGCUGAAGAAAGGCAUGGUAGUAUUGAAGAACGACUGCGGCAACUAGAAACUCAGUUGGAGGAGAAGAACCAAGAACUGGGAAGGGCCCGUCAACGGGAGAAAAUGAACGAGGAACAUAACAAGAGACUCUCUGAUACUGUGGACAGGCUGCUGAGUGAAUCCAAUGAAAGACUUCAGCUUCAUCUUAAAGAAAGAAUGGCAGCCCUUGAAGAAAAGAACACAUUGUUGCAAGAAUUGGAAAAUACUCAAAAACAGAUUGAAGAGCAGCAGCAUGACAAGAGGAGACUGUCUGAUGAAAUUGACAGGUUGAGACUAGAAAUUGACCAGUUAAAGGCAAGAAGUGGACCUUUACUUGACAGUAUACAUACCAGGUCCCUUGUUGGCAGUACUCCUGAUCUCAGAUAUCCUCUGAGUACUAUGGUCCAUCCAUCCACGGACCCCUUUGCAACACCUUCUAGUCUUCAUCGGACACCAAAGAGCCGUUAUGUGGCUCUGCAGGAAGAAGCCUCCAAGGAUUGGGAGCAUGGUCCAACAAGUGGCAUCCUGAGUACUUCAGCUCACACUUUUGAUAGUGACCCGGAGAUUUCUGAUGUUGAUGAGGAUGACCAAGAGACAGUCUUCAGCUCUAUGGAUAUGUUGUCUCCCAGUGGUCAUUCUGAUGCCCAGACUCUUGCCAUGAUGCUGCAGGAACAACUGGAUGCCAUCAACGAGGAGAUUAGAAUGAUCCAAGAGGAGAAAGAAUCAACUGAGCUACGGGCUGAACAGUUAGAGAGCCGUGUCACCAGUGGUAGCAUGGAAGCCCUAAAUCUGACACAGUUACGCAAGAGAGCAUCCAUCCCCACAUCUUUAACUGCCUUGUCUCUGGCAAGUUCAUCUCCUCCUGUCAGUGGACGUUCUACUCCAAAACUCACCUCUCGCAGCACAGCUCAGGACCUUGAUCGGAUAUGCAGUAUGACCCUGCCAAGUGAUUUGAGGAAACACCGGAGGAAACUACUUUCACCAGCUGGUCGAGAUGAGAGUCGAGAAGAUAAAACGACCAUCAAAUGUGAGACUUCUCCUCCUUCUUCACCCAGGAGCCUCAGACUGGAGAAACUUGGACAUCCUGCUUUUAGUCAAGAUGAAGGCAAGAGUUUUCUAGAGGAUCAAGCAAGUAACCCCAGCAGCAGUAAUAGCAGCCAGGAUUCACUGCAUAAAGGCUCCAAGAGGAAAGGCAUCAAAUCUUCAAUUGGACGCUUGUUUGGAAAGAAAGAAAAAGGGCGCUUAAUCCAGCUGAGUAGAGAAGGCACUACUGGACAAGUUUUGCUAACAGAUUCAGAAAUGAACAUACAGGACUCUCUUGGUCUUGGCAAGCUAGGAGCACAAGCAGAAAAAGAUCGACGACUCAAAAAAAAACAUGAACUUUUGGAAGAUGCUAGAAGAAAGGGUAUUCCCUUUGCUCAGUGGGAUGGGCCAACUGUGGUCUCCUGGUUGGAGCUUUGGGUGGGCAUGCCUGCCUGGUAUGUUGCAGCUUGCAGAGCUAAUGUGAAAAGCGGUGCAAUUAUGUCUGCCUUGUCAGAUACAGAGAUCCAGAGGGAAAUUGGAAUUAGUAAUGCCCUUCACAGGUUAAAACUGCGCUUGGCAAUCCAGGAAAUGGUGUCUCUCACAAGCCCUUCUGCUCCACCCACCUCCAGAACAUCAUCUGGAAAUGUCUGGGUUACUCAUGAAGAAAUGGAAACCAUGGCUCCUUCAACCAAAAUGGAUACUGAGGAAGGCAGUUGGGCACAGACUCUGGCUUAUGGGGACAUGAACCAUGAAUGGAUAGGGAAUGAAUGGCUUCCUAGUCUAGGUCUACCACAGUAUCGCAGUUACUUCAUGGAAUGUCUUGUGGAUGCACGAAUGUUGGAUCAUCUGACUAAAAAAGACCUUCGAGUACACUUGAAGAUGGUAGACAGUUUCCAUCGAACAAGUCUCCAGUAUGGGAUUAUGUGCCUCAAAAGACUGAAUUAUGAUAGAAAGGAGCUGGAGAAGAGGCGGGAAGAAAGCCAGCAUGAAAUCAAAGAUGUGCUGGUCUGGACAAAUGAUCAAGUAAUUCACUGGAUUCAAUCCAUUGGACUUAGAGAAUAUGCCAACAACAUCGUUGAAAGUGGAGUCCAUGGUGCACUUAUUGCUCUGGAUGAAAAUUUUGAUUAUAAUAGUCUGGCACUUAUUUUACAAAUUCCCACUCAGAAUACACAGGCACGACAGGUGAUGGAGAGAGAAUUCAACAAUCUUCUUGCCUUGGGUACUGACAGACGACUUGAUGAUGGUGAAGACAAAACUUUUCGGCGAACUCCUUCUUGGCGAAAACGCUUCCGCCCUCGAGACUUUCACAGUAUCACCAUGGUUAGUGGGUCAGCAGAAACUCUUCCAGCAGGUUUUCGAGUGACCUCUUUGGUGCCUCUGCCACCUCCUUCAGCACCACCGAAGAAAAUGCCACCAGAAGCACAUUCCCACUAUCUUUAUGGUUAUAUGCUGGCUGCUUUCCGGGAGUAGGAGAUUAUGCCUGCUCC